GACCCUUAAAUAUUAAGGAAAAAACUAACGUAGCGUCCAUUUUAACGCGGAAUCCUGUUUUCAAGGAGAGAAGUUAGAAAAUCAUCACAAUCGCUUGCAGCAAAAUGGCAGUUCGGGAGUAUCGUGAGCGAAUUGACAUUGCACAGUUGACCAAUGAUGAUCUGUACAAGAGAUAUCGUGUGAACCAUGCCACAUUGGCAUAUAUAAUUGCCCAGCUGGAUGCUGCCUUAGCCCCCAAUACUGACAGGAGCCACAGCCUUUCUACUGGCUACAAGGUCUUGAUCACACUGAGGUACCUGGCUACCGGUGUGAUACAGCUCAACACCGGUGAUCUGCACUCUGUAGCUCAAUCAAGUGUUUCGAGAGCAGUAUCUCAAACACUUGAUGCACUGAGCUCCCAAAAUGUUGUGAGGAGACACAUUAGAUUCCCAACAACCAUUGAGUCAUUAAACAGGAAUAAACAAGGAUUUUUUCAUAUUGCUAGAUUCCCAAAUGUGAUCGGUGUCAUAGAUGGGACUCAUGUACAGAUCCAGGCACCAUCUAUUGAUGAACCCAUGUACGUGAACAGAAUGGGUUACCAUUCCAUCAACACACAGAUUGUGUUUGAUCAUAAUGACAUGAUAAUGGACGUUGUCGCCAGAUGGCCAGGAAGUACCCACGAUAGCAGGAUCCUUAGAGGAAGUGGGCUGUGGCAAGUUUUCGAUAGAAACCUGCUUCCACAGAAUGACCACUUUCUUCUGGGCGAUAGUGGGUAUCCCUGCAAACGCUGGCUGUUGACGCCUUAUGUGAGACCAGCUAAUAACGCUCAGGAAGCGUAAAACAGGGCACACAAGUUGACAAGGAGCAAGGUUGAACGGGGCAUAGGACAGCUGAAACGCAGAUGGGGAAUUCUGCAUGGAGAAGUUAGACUUGCUCCAGAAAAAACGUGCAAGGUGAUCAUUGCAUGUGCAGUUUUGCACAACAUCUGCAAGCUGCAUGGUGUGCCAGAUGUUGAUGAUCUGCCGGAAGAUCCUGUGCGCAAUGACGGGAUUCAUGUUGGUCCAGAAGAUGGACUUCGCUUCCGUGAUAUUAUAUGCGAACAGUAUUUUAGAUUGUAAAUUACGGGGGAUAGACAAAACAAGUCUUAAAAAUGUGUGUUCAUUUACAUCUAAUAAAGACAAAACAAGUCUUAAAAAUGUGUGUUCAUUUACAUCUGAUAAAGACAAAACAAAUCUUAAAAAUGUGUGUUCAUUUACAUCUGAUAAAGACAAAACAAGUCUUAAAAAUGUGUGUUCAUUUACAUAUGAUAAAGACAAAACAAGUCUUAAAAAUGUGUGUUCAUUUACAUCUGAUAAAGACAAAACAAGUCUGAAAAAUGUGUGUUCAUUUACAUCUGAUAAAGACAAAACAAGUCUUAAAAAUGUGUGUUCAUUUACAUCUGAUAAACACAAAACAAGUCUUAAAAAUGUGUGUUCAUUUACAUCUGAUAAAGACAAAACAAGUAUAUAAAAUGUGUGCUGAAUGAGACAUAGCUGAUUAAUAUAGGAUUGGUGGCUGGGGAACAUAGCUGAUAUUAUAGGUUUCAGGGCAAGGGAACAUAGCUGAUGUUAUAGGUUUUGGAGCCAGAAAACAUAGCUGAUAAUAUCAGUUUGGGGGUCGGAGGCCAUCGCUGAUGUUAUUGGUUUGGGGGCCGGGGGACAUAGCUGAUAUGAUAUAAAAA
This is a messenger RNA of Dreissena polymorpha, 1699 nucleotides long. Its product is annotated as putative nuclease HARBI1. The transcript has 6 exons. The record is from RefSeq and is a predicted model, not a curated record. The coding region runs from base 105 to 818 and encodes 237 amino acids. Lineage: Eukaryota; Metazoa; Mollusca; Bivalvia; Myida; Dreissenidae.